This is a messenger RNA of Thalassophryne amazonica, 1015 nucleotides long. It is a transcript of the gene hmg20b, whose product is annotated as high mobility group 20B. Gene Ontology annotation, biological process: regulation of gene expression. The record is from RefSeq and is a predicted model, not a curated record. Gene Ontology annotation, cellular component: nucleus. NCBI's taxonomy places the organism in Eukaryota, Metazoa, Chordata, Actinopteri, Batrachoidiformes, Batrachoididae.
GUCAAGCAGGUUGCGCUUCCUGUUAGCUUACAGCAUAGGCGGUUGAACUCAUGGGAGGAAUCAAACAAGAGCAGAAUGAGUCCCUGCAGCGGGCUAAAAGUUCACAGUCACUGGAUCACUUACAGGACGAGCCAAAGAAGAGAGGUUGGCCAAAGGGAAAGAAAAGAAAGAAGGUGCUCCCAAAUGGUCCCAAGGCUCCAGUAACUGGAUAUGUCCGGUUCCUGAAUGAGCGACGGGAACACAUGCGGGCCCGAUACCCUGACUUGACGUUUCCAGAAAUCACCAAGAGGCUUGGAGCAGAGUGGACACGAUUAGCUCCAAGUGACAAACAGCGCUACCUGGACGAGGCAGAACGGGAAAAGAUGCAGUAUGCCCAGGAACUGAAAGAGUACCAACAGACUGAGGCCUAUCAGAUCACCACUUCCAAGAUACAAGACAAAAGAUUUAAAAAAGAGGAUACAUCGGCUGCCUUCAUCAAUCCUGCGACAACAGGAACAACUUUGCCCAAGGUUCCUGACUUGUCAAGUAGAUUUGACAUCCCGAUAUUCACUGAGGAGUUCCUAGAUCAAAACAAAGCUCGAGAGGCUGAGCUCCGACGUCUCCGUAAGGCCAACAUUGAGUUUGAAGAGCAGAACACGAUGCUGCAGAGGCACAUAAAGGACAUGCACAAUGCUAAAGAGCGCCUAGAGGCAGAACUAGGGCAGGACGAGCUGCGUACCCAGGCUCUUCACAAACACUUACUGGCCAUUAAGCCAUUGGUCAACAGUCUGUCAUCUGUCCCUCUGCCAGAUACGGGUGAGACUGCAUCUCUUGGAACUGACUUGUACCUGAGUCGUCUGAAUGGUUUCCUGGAGGACAACCCUCUUAAGCACCGUGCUCUGCUCACACAGCUACGAGAUGUCCUGUCUCAUAUUGACAGUGAGAAGUUAUAAGAAGUCCUAAUUCAGCGAUGCCUUUAUUCCUGUGUCAAGUGGGAAAUAUCAGACAUUCAGCAGAGUGUGCUGACACCCUGGAC